Messenger RNA from Saccostrea cuccullata (small rock oyster), 5087 nucleotides. RefSeq names its product GRB2-associated-binding protein 1-like. Gene Ontology annotation, cellular component: cytoplasm. Gene Ontology annotation, molecular function: signaling adaptor activity. Gene Ontology annotation, biological process: signal transduction. The record is from RefSeq and is a predicted model, not a curated record. The transcript is spliced from 7 exons. Lineage: Eukaryota; Metazoa; Mollusca; Bivalvia; Ostreida; Ostreidae. The coding region runs from base 140 to 2134 and encodes 664 amino acids.
ACAACAAAAUUUAUACACUUCCUGUAUCUUCUUGAAAAAAGAUGAAUUGGUGAAACUGUAUGUUGGUCGGAUAUGGUUUCUUUUGGAGCAAUGUGGUUAGGAUGACUUUUUGAUUGGGCGAGGUAGAGAGAAAGUAGACAUGAAUAAGAUCGCGAACGUUGUGUAUUCGGGAUGGAUGGUCAAAUCCCCUCCGGAGAAGAAAUUUCGCCUGACUGGGGCGUGGAAAAUUUUCCGAGCUUUCUCCCCCGAUGUGAUGGACACAACACGAUGGAAGAAGAGGUUCUUUGUUUUGUUCAAGCCCGAGGGUAGUCUGCCUCACCAGUACGUUUUGAACUACUACAGCGAUGAAAACUGUAAACGGCUGAAAGGAGUUAUAGACCUUGAACACUGUGAACAAAUCAUCGAGUCUCUUGACCUUGAACUUUACCCUUUCCUGCUGGCAAUCAAGACCUUCCACAAGAAUAAAGAGCGGACUUAUUUCCUGGCAACCGACACGGAGGAACAAAUGACCACGUGGGUGCGCAAUUUGUGUAGUGUGUGUGGAUUAAAGCCGGAAGAAAAUCCCACAACGGAUGACAUCCCCCCGCCUGUCACAGAUAACCCUAGAACCAGUUUCUCCACGUCUCCAGACAACCCCCAACCCAAACCAGUGCUGGCAGUGCCCCCCAUCACAACAGAGCCCACGAUUCCAGAGUUCAUGAUGCCCCCUGAAUCUCAGGAGGACUACAUCCCUCUGGCGCACUGCAGCUCAGGGAAAAAACGAACCCCAAACCGACAGGAGAGUGUGGACAGUAUUCCAGACGAACAUGCCCCUCCCCCUCCAGUGAAGGAGGGUCACAUUGACAUAGACAAUGAUGUGUUUCACCCAUCAACAUAUGAUACGCCAAAACGCUUAGAAAGAGUGAUAGACAGUAUAUACAAGGUGCCCCCACCUAGAGUUAUAACCCCUGAUCAGAACAAUGCUCAGGACACUUACGACGUUCCUCCCCCGACACAUCACAGCCCGAGCUCCCCACGCUCCAGUAGUAGUGACAGUCAAAAAGUUGACUCCGCCUACUCCUCACAAACUGGUCUCCCCUCCUACGAUUACCCUCCGCACAGUGGGGACCAGCUAGGACAUGAUGAUGUGUAUGAUAUCCCGCCUUUAAAUCAUCCUAGUGUUCCAGGAAUGGGAGAUGUCCCCCCUCGACCCCCACCCCCCAAAUCCUACAAUCAAGAACCAUACCAAAACCUUCCCAACAACAGUCGAAUUUCUAACUUUGAUCUGGACAAAGUGGUGCCAACUUCAGCCAUGGAUAAACAUUGUUCUAUUGGAUCUUAUGAUAUCCCCCCACCCAAACUUACAUACUAUGAAAGACCCAAAGGAACCUUAGCAAACGGGGAUGUAAAAGGUGUGUCUCCCAAUAGUGUUCCCCCUCCCCCCCAGAGGUGUUCAGCGGGUAUGUCUCACAGCUAUAUAAAUGCGGGCAAAGGAUACGUUCAACCCCGCGUAGACGGUGAAAACAAUUACCUCCCCAUGGAGGGAAACAGGUCAAGGAAUAAUUCAGACAGUGUGUACCACGAUAUGUCAGGGGGUCAUGACCCCUACCUGGAUAUGACCCCAGGUCACCACGAUGUGUAUGAUAAGCCCCCAGCAAGACCCCCCAGAGUGUCUCCUAGACCAUCCACUAACCAAGAACAAGACACAUACUCUAUAUUUAGCACCUCACGGACCCGCAGUUUUAAACGUCACCCAAGUUCCAGUAGCUCACAGGGGACGCUAGAGAAAAGGUCAAACCAGCCUGCCCCACCCCUGCCCUCCCCCCUGAGGAUUCACCCCGACAUGGAGACCAGCUCUGAGGAGGACGAUUACUUGGUGGACCCUAAACAGGUCAUGAUGCCCCACUACUGCUCAGAUCAGAGAUCCAAAGGUUGGGAAGAUAUUCCUCCUGCCCCUAAACAGGACAAUGAGCUCAAGUAUUUAGACCUGGCGCUGGACAAUCCUGAUAAUGACCACGAGACCCACCGACUAAACGCCCCACCCCCGGGACAAAGUACACCCACAGAGUACAAGGAGAUUGACUUUGUCAAGACAAUAGGGCUGCAGGAACUUAAGUCCAAAGUACAGAAUGACCGUAAACAUGAUGAAGCGUGAGGUCGGGUGACCACUGUAAGGUACACAUAAGGGGUGUGAUGACACCAGCCGAGCAUGGGACAUGGUGAUUUAUUCAUUCCUAGCCAAGGACAAGCUUGUUAUUGUUGGAGGUCUGUGUCAUUGUGCAAUCUGAUUUGUGAUUGGUUAUUUCUCAAAGAGAAUGAAUUAUAUUGCAAGUUUUUUUUCAAAGGUUAAAUGAAUGAAGAAAAGCUAUUUCGUCAAAAAUCUAAGGAAUAUCUCAUUGAAUCUGAUGAAUAGAUUUGAAAAUAAUCUUGCAGAAUGUUUGUAAUAAGGAAAUUAGUGGAAGUAAUGGCUGUUUUGCUUUUAUUGUCAAUAUAAAGUCGUAAAGGAUGAUGUUAAUAUGGAGUCCUGGGAGUUAACUCCCUUUACAUUUUUGCUGAUUAUACGUAAUGGUUGUUAUAUGGCCAUCAACAAAGUAGACAAUGUAUAAACAUUGAAUUCACAAUAGUAUCUGUCUCCAUGUAAGAGGUCCAUUACCAUAAUUAGUUCAUCCGUACAUUCAUUUCUAAUUAUUUCCCAAGUGUCAAAUAUUCGACCAAGAAUCAAACUGCCGACAUUAAGUGUAGGACCAGAUUAAUUAUAAGGAUUCAAAUGUAUGAUCUUUUUUCUAAGUGGUUUGUAAAAUUGUUAGUUUUCUGUGUUUACUUGUAAUUACUUUGUUGUCAUUUUGAAGAUAUGCAGCUACACACGAUAGAAGAUGAGAUGAUGAUGUUUGAGAAAUAGUGUUUGGUUGUUAGACUAUGUAUAGUAAUAUUAAGAUGGAUAUUUGAGAAGUUUUUGUAUGGUUGUUAGUCUACAUACAUGUACAAUGUGAGAUGAUGUGUGAGAAGUAUUGUUUGGUUGUUAGAUUGUGUAUAUUAAGAGAUUACCCUUGUUUUUUGAUGGUUGUUUAGAAGAGUGCUUCACAUUAUAUAUAUACAUGACUGUAUACUUGUUAAAAUCAUAGCUUACUCAAUUUUACAUGUAUAAACUUUGAUGUCACUUAAUUCUGCAUUGAGUAAGGAGUAUUUUUGAAAGAAAUCAAUGAAUAUAGAGAGUGAAAGUUACGUCAAUCAGGUUGUCAUCAGAAUAUUUUAAAUAUUUUGUAUUUUUUAUAAAAGAAAUUUUGAAAAACAACUUAAUUAUAUCUUGCCACCACUGUUUUUGAUAAUAUUUUAGAAAAUGCCAAAAACUUGAUGAGUUGUCACAAAACACAUGCUAAAGCCAAAGACUGUGUGUUGCUCAGUGAAUUUAGAAGUCCUUGUUUGGUAGUCAUGGUAACUAGAAACUGUCCAGUUAUCCUUCUGUUUUCAUUGAUUACAAAGAAUAAAUGUACUAUGUUUGUUUGUUUGUUUUUUUUUUUGUUAAUUGUGAUAAAUAAAUCUUAUUUUGCUAAAUGUUUAGUAAACAUUUAUGAAAUUUUUCAGCAGGUCUUGUUCAUGUAAAACAUGGAUGAAAGAGAGAUUUUUAAUUUGAAUUACAUUCAUGAAGUAAACUUACUGUGACAGAUGUGUUUAUAACAAUUGCAGGACAGGAUUAUGAUGUUUUAUCACAUGGCUACCUAGUCGUUUCUGGUACAAAGUACAGUUGUUUGUCUAACAGUGAGUUCAUUUGUAUGGUAUAUGCUCAAAGUUACUUUAUAAUUGUCAAACACAACCAGCAGUAUUAUACAUUUUCUGCAGUUUCAAAUUGUUGUUUACUUAAGUUGCUGUUUCUUGUUUUUUUAUUAUAUCUUAAGUAUGCUUAUUUUAGGUGGUUUUAUGUUGACUUUAAUAUAAGAAAUUGAGAUCAAAGUCACCCUGAACCAAGAUAAAUAAAACCUGAUUAUUUUGUACAUUUAAUGAAAGCUAUGAAUGAACUCUUUAAUGCAUUUUUAUAGAGUUUAUACACAAACAUUUAUUUUCAUAACAUGUAGUGUCUAAUAUAUGCCAACCAGACCAACUUCCAAGCUGUCAAACCCCCUCCCAACUUCUCUCUAAAAUAACUAGAAAAAAAAACUAAAAAGUCACUCACAGUGCCCAAAACAAAUGUCUUUAUUUGAGUGAAGAAUGGCUCAAAUCCUAUACUUUUACACAAUCAUUCAAAACCAGAAGCUUUAUAGAUACAGAGAGUCACUCGAAUAUGAAACCUAUUUCUCUCCCAAAUAAAACAAAAAAAAUCAAACCCUUUCCAUCUGUAGUAAAAUAACCCGAGUCCUCAUUUCUCCAAUAAGUUACUCAAAGCCAGAACAAUCAUUUGUCCCAAAAUAUAACAAGAGGCUUUACAGAUACAGGGAGUAGCUUCCCUUUUCUCCCCCAAGUAAGUAAAAAUUCUUCUCUGAGUAAGAAAAUAAACUGGAGUCUCAGAUCUUUCCUUGAGUAAAUAAUGGGAGGCCCAAUUUUUCACGUCACUUUGUAACCUGAGUUAUCCCAUGCAAGUUAAAACUAUGGCCACAUUCUACUGAAACACACGGAAAUGGGAGUUUCUACUUAAAAAUAAGAGCACUCACAGCCCCCCAGAAUAACUCAAAUCCACCGUUCCUUCCCAUAGUCAAACUAUUCCACAGUUAUUUACAUGCAAAAUUUACCAUUUCAGAUGCAUAGGGUUAAGUCAAAGAUCAUUUUCGCAGGAAUGACUUCUUAUUUCUAGUGUGCACCAAUAUCUGUCCUAACCACAUUUGAUGAACUUUAAAUGCAAUGAAUUUCAAUUAAUGUUGUAUGUUUUGUUGUAUAUAGUGAUAGUCAUUAUUUUAUAAUAUUUGACUUUUUUUUUUCAAUCUAUAUAUACAUAUAUAUCAAUUGUUUAUCUAUAUCCUUUGUUAAGACUGAUUCUUUUACGAUACUGACCUACUUUUCUCUGUUAAAAUUCAAUGACAUGAAAAAUUAAGUGUGCCAUUGUACAAUAUGAAAGUCAGCAUCAGAAAUGUAAUGCAUCUGGUGAAAAGUAGUUUAAAAUAAACUUACAAAUAAUGCCA